Messenger RNA from Ailuropoda melanoleuca (giant panda), 1361 nucleotides. RefSeq names its product hydroxysteroid 17-beta dehydrogenase 1 (gene HSD17B1). Gene Ontology annotation, biological process: estrogen biosynthetic process. Lineage: Eukaryota; Metazoa; Chordata; Mammalia; Carnivora; Ursidae. Gene Ontology annotation, molecular function: estradiol 17-beta-dehydrogenase [NAD(P)+] activity. The record is from RefSeq and is a predicted model, not a curated record. Gene Ontology annotation, cellular component: cytoplasm; cytosol.
AACGUUUACUUUCACACCCUCAGCAGCAAACUUUGGAACCUAUAAUUGUCCCUAUGGGACAGAGGCACACCCAGGGGAAGAUGUGCCCAGGGCACUCAGUGCCCACACGAGAGCCCACAUCUGUUGCAAAGCUUUGCCCUGCCUCUGACCAGCCACUGAAGAAGGGGUAUUCCACGCAGUGGCGUCAUCUCCGCCUUGACCAGGAGCGGGAUGGGGAGAGUAAGCCCCAGACCCGAAGGAGGACUCAACCUUGAGAUUAGGCUGGAGACACAACAAGGGGUGGGGACCCCAAGGGCGGGGGCGGGGCAAAGCAGGUGAUAAUCUAGCUCGGAGACCUGAGCCUUGCACUCUCGGGCCUCUCCCCACUUGUCGCCUCAUGGACCGCACGGUUGUGCUCAUCACCGGCUGCUCCUCAGGCAUUGGCCUGCACCUGGCCCUGCGUCUGGCAUCCGACCCCUCCCAGAGCUUCAAAGUGUAUGCCACGCUGCGGGACCUGGGGGCGCAGGGCCCGCUGUGGGAGGCGGCCCGGUCCCGAGGGUGCCCUCCUGGCUCCCUGGAGACGUUGCAGCUAGAUGUGAGGGACGCAGAUUCUGUGGCCGCUGCCCGGGCACGCGUGACCGAGGGCCGCGUGGACGUGCUGGUGUGUAAUGCGGGGCGGGGCCUGCUCGGGCCGCUGGAGGUGCAUGCGGCUGGCGCCGUGGGGUCCGUGCUGGACGUGAACGUGGCCGGGACGGUGCGGACACUGCAGGCCUUCCUGCCGGACAUGAAGCGCCGCCGCUCGGGACGCGUAUUGGUGACCGGGAGCAUGGGCGGCUUAAUGGGGCUGCCGUUCAACGCCGUUUACUGCGCCAGCAAGUUCGCGAUCGAAGGUCUAUGUGAGAGUCUGGCGGUUCUGCUGCCGCCCUUCGGGGUCCACGUGAGCCUCAUCGAGUGCGGCCCGGUGCGCACCGCCUUCCUGGAGAAGCUGGAGAGCGUCCCGGGCGGGGCGCUGGACGGCGCGGACGCCGAGACCCGCGACCUCUUCUCCCGUUACCAGCGCCAUUUGGAGAGAAUCUUCCGCGAGGCGGCGCAGGACCCGGAGGAGGUGACGGAGGUCUUCCUGGACGCGCUGCGUCCGCGCCCGGCGCUGCGCUACUUCAGCACCGAGAGCUUCCUGCCCCUGGCGCACCUGCGCCUGGCCGACCCCAGCGGCUGCAGCUACGUUGCCGCCAUGCACCGCGCGGUGUUCGCAGACGAGCCCGCGGAGGAGGAGAGCGCCGCGGCCCCGGGCGGCCCCGAGCUCCGCGCUCCUCCCGCCGCCGCCCCGCAAUAAACGCUUGACCCGCCGCUGUCUGCCGCUCUCUCCUUGGUGCCCCAGGGGC